Messenger RNA from Diaporthe batatas, 753 nucleotides. RefSeq lists its product as uncharacterized. The transcript has 3 exons. Lineage: Eukaryota; Fungi; Ascomycota; Sordariomycetes; Diaporthales; Diaporthaceae. The record is from RefSeq and is a predicted model, not a curated record. Bases 1 to 753 code for a protein of 250 amino acids.
AUGAACCCACAUCUCGUGUCCACGGCUCCCCUCAAUAUUGUUUCAAAGGUCACAAAAGAUCCCUUCCCACUUCUGGAACUGCCAAUAGAGAUCCGUAAUAUUGUGUAUGAGUACGUACUCUUUGAACCAGGAAGGGUCGACCGCAGGGACGUGGAGCAACGCCUAGUGGACAUCUAUGGCGAUGGUAUCGAGAUACCUACCGGAAUGAUUCUAGGUAGCCGGGAACUGCUCGAUCAACACCUAGUGGACAUCCACGGCUACGGCAUCAAGAUACCUACCAACAUUCUUCUAGCUAGCCGCCAACUGUUCGAGGAAGCACGAAAUGUGCUAAUCGGCGCACAACUUGUAAAGGUUAACACAUACGGUUGGAAAAACGAAGCCCUGCGCCUUGAAGCCGCAAGAAACGACAAGAUUCCGAUGUUCCAUAAAAUGUACGGGGAAUUCUGCCUCUUGGAACACACCAUCGUCAAUCGUGGCUUUGAGGAGAUGGAUAUGGACCCCGAUUCUACUUUCAUUAUACGAAAGCGGGAUGUGUUCCGUUUCUGUGGUGGAAUCCCUGGGUUGGACCUCGACAGCUACGUCCCGCAAAUGCUGCACGGAAUCACACACGGCCUGCAACUCCUCAAUCCAGAGGCCAGGGAGCUACGGGCUCCUUUCAACAUUCCCAUGAGGGUCCCUGGCCACCGCCGCCUCCUUGAAGAAUACCAGAGGGCGCUUGCUGGCUGUCGUAAUGUCUACGGUCCUCCACAUUAG